This is a messenger RNA of Tachysurus vachellii, 5224 nucleotides long. It is a transcript of the gene tlk1b, whose product is annotated as tousled-like kinase 1b. Lineage: Eukaryota; Metazoa; Chordata; Actinopteri; Siluriformes; Bagridae. The record is from RefSeq and is a predicted model, not a curated record. The transcript is spliced from 22 exons. Gene Ontology annotation, biological process: chromosome segregation; intracellular signal transduction; peptidyl-serine phosphorylation. Gene Ontology annotation, cellular component: nucleus. The coding region runs from base 389 to 2560 and encodes 723 amino acids. Gene Ontology annotation, molecular function: ATP binding; protein serine/threonine kinase activity.
UGCGCAGUGCUUAACGGAGCAGGGACGCAGCUCGGGCUGUGACAGUGGGGCUUAUUUGAGAGUGCAUGAACCUGUGGCUAUAGCGGAUGUGUGCAGCGUGAAAGCGAUGCGUUAUAACAAGACAUAAACGCUUCAAACCGCACUGCGGAAGGGAAGGAAAAGAGAUGUGAGCUGUCGUCAUUCGGAAUAACAACGCAGGAGAUGUCGGAGGGCGGAUUUGUACGGGAUUGACUCGGUUUUUUCAGCCCGACUUCAGGGCUUUAAUGAGUGUCCAAAGUGAGAGGAGCCUCUCUGGAAGUUUGGACGCAGCGCCAUCUUUGGUCCCAGUUCUCCAUCUGAGACCCCGGGCCUGUCUUUAACCACAAACAUCUCGGAUCUGACACGCAGGAUGGAGGAGCUGCAGUCUCUGGACCCACGCAGACAAGAGCUGCUCGAGGCUCGGUUCAUGGGGGCAGUAAGUGGCAGCACUGGGGGCAGCACAGGCAGCGCCAGCGGAGGAGCCAAGGGCUUAAUCAAUAAUGAAUGCUCCAACCACAGUUUUGGCAGUCUGGGAUCAUCAAGUGACAAGGAGUCUGAGAACUCCGACCUGAAGAGAGGAGGCUCUCCGGCAUAUUCUACACCUGAGAAGAAGCACUCUGAGACGACCAGGAGGAAGAGAAAAGCUGACAACCAAUCCGAGAGCAACCAAGGGAAGUCUUCUGGCCGAGGAGCAAAGAUCAGCGAUUACUUCGAUUUUCAGGCAGGAAACGGCUCCAGCCCCGUUAGAGGAAUGCCACCUGGUCUUCGCGCCCCUCACGGCUCUCAUUCUGCCCCUGGUUCCAUCGUCCGACAGAACAGUUCCUCGCCCACCAGCCUGUGUUUCACAGAUCACAUGAUGCAGCCGAAGCAGCUCAGUAUCAGAAGUGUUCAGACCGAUCUGACUCUGUUGAAGCUUGCUGCCCUGGAGAGCAAUAAGAAUCUGGAUCUGGAGAAAAAGGAGGGCAGAAUAGAUGAUCUGCUCAGGGCUAACUGUGACCUGCGGAGACAGAUCGAGGAACAACAGAAGCUGCUGGAAAGAUAUAAAGAGCGUCUGAACAAGUGCACCACCAUGAGCAAAAAACUGCUCAUUGAGAAGAGCACUCAGGAGAAGCAGUCGUGUCGGGAGAAGAGCAUGCAGGAUCGCCUGCGUCUCGGACACUUCACUACGGUACGACACGGAGCGUCCUACACGGAGCAGUGGACCGACGGAUACGCUUUCCAGAACCUGGUCAAGCAGCAGGAGUGGGUGAACCAGCAGAGGGAAGAUAUUGAAAGGCAGCGGAAGCUUCUUGCAAAGCGCAAACCUCCCAACACAGCACCGUCUCAGAGCCCAGCGCCUUACAACGAGUCCAAACCCAGAAAGACCAAAGCCGUGAACGGAGCGGACAGCGACCCCUUUGUCAAACCCAGCCUACCUACACUGUUGACUUUAGCAGAGUAUCACGAACAGGAAGAAAUCUUCAAACUGCGACUGGGCCAUCUGAAAAAGGAGGAGGCGGAGAUACAGGCUGAGCUAGAGCGUUUGGAGCGAGUGAGGAAUCUUCACAUCCGUGAGCUGAAGAGGAUCAGUAACGAGGACAGCUCCUCGUUUAAAGAUCACCCCACGCUCAAUGACCGAUACCUGCUCCUGCACCUGCUGGGCAGAGGAGGAUUCAGUGAGGUUUAUAAGGCCUUUGACCUGUUCGAGCAACGUUAUGCAGCAGUGAAGAUCCACCAACUCAAUAAGAACUGGAGAGAGGAGAAGAAGGAGAACUAUCACAAACAUGCAUGUAGAGAAUAUCGAAUCCACAAGCAGCUGGACCAUCCCAGAAUAGUCAAACUGUACGACUACUUCUCCCUGGACACGGACACGUUCUGUACGGUGUUGGAGUUCUGUGAGGGGAACGAUUUGGACUUCUAUUUGAAGCAGCACAAGUUGAUGACUGAGAAAGAAGCUCGUUCAAUCGUCAUGCAGAUCGCCAACGCUCUCCGAUACCUCAACGAGAUCAAACCGCCAAUCAUUCACUACGACCUCAAACCAGGAAACAUCCUGCUGGUAGACGGUACUGCGUGUGGUGAGAUCAAGAUCACUGACUUCGGUCUGUCGAAGAUCAUGGACGAUGAUAACUACGGUGUGGACGGUAUGGACCUUACCUCGCAGGGAGCAGGGACCUACUGGUAUUUACCGCCGGAGUGUUUUGUAGUCGGAAAAGAGCCGCCAAAGAUCUCAAAUAAAGUGGACGUCUGGUCUGUGGGCGUCAUCUUCUUCCAGUGUCUGUAUGGACGCAAGCCGUUUGGCCACAACCAGUCUCAGCAGGACAUACUCCAGGAGAACACCAUCCUCAAAGCCACUGAAGUCCAGUUCCCUCCCAAACCUGUGGUCAGCAAUGAAGCCAAGGCGUUUAUCCGGCGCUGCCUGGCUUACAGAAAGGAGGACCGUUACGAUGUGCACCAGCUCUGUAGCGACUCGUACCUGCUCCCUCACAUCCGACGAGCCAAUUCAUCCGGGAAUCUGCAGGCCACGCCCACUAGCCCCGCCUCCUCCUCGAUCAUCUCUUACUGAUCUGUACAGCUUGAAAAGUGAUUGACUUUUUGUUUUUGUUUUAAGCGACUGCCCUUGUGUGUAGGUGAAAGUGGGAGGAGUUUACUAGUCAGGAGGUGGGCUUAAAGACACAUGGCAACAGUUGCCAUGGCAAAAGUGCACUUGAUGGGAUGUUGGGCACAGGUGGAAGAUGAGGAAAAAAAAAACUUGAAUACUAAUGUCACAAGGUGGCUGGGUUAUACACAAGUGUACAGGAGAGUGUGUGUGUGCGUGCGUGUGUGUGAUGGGGAGGGCAUUACACUCACAACCUUCAGUUAUUACUUUCUCUUAUCCCCUGCCGUGUGUGUGUUUGUGUAUCAAAUGCUGUUGGGAAUGUGUGUGAGAGCGAGCAGGUUCAGGGUAAACUUGAUUUCUUCAAAUAGAUAUUUCCUGAUCUACAUUUUUUUGUAACCAGUUUUUGACCCCUGAUGUCAUCAGCGUGCAUCAAAGUUCAUCAUUCACUGUUUCCCACUUCACUAUCUAACGGUGCACUAAUUUCAGGGUCUAAUGUAUAGAGCGCACAACGAUCAUGACGACGACUCCGUGUAGUCUACAGGCCAUGAAGUACCCAUAAUGCACUGCGUUGUAUUUGUUUGAUUGGUUCACACUUUCCCUGAGGGAUACAGCGAGUUACUAUGGAAACGUCUCUAAUGUCGAAUGCACGUGUAUUGAAGGAUUUCUGAGUCUUUUGUGGAGUUUCUCACCGCAGAAGCACAGGCCCGCGGGGGGGGCGGAGCCGAAUCUGAUCCGUCUGUUCGGAGAUCUGAUCCUAACCUACACAACACGUUAAACACACGUAUACUGCCUGAAACACACUCCACUCCCGGGGUUUUGACUCCACCAGGGGUAGUAGGAGCUGGAUCAGGUCCGACUCCACCCCACGGACCUACCCUGUGUCAGGCCGUGAGGAAUUCAGUCGUUUCAGUUCACUAUCUUGGUGCUGUCUGUAGGGUAAGAAAUCGUGAUUACGGAGCCAUUUCACACAGUGGAAGUGAAGUAUUGUAGUCUGAGCUGCCUCAAGUUAACCGAGCCAAAUCAUAAAACACUGAUUCAGGUCAUAACAAAUAAAAUCAGGACUUUCUUCCCCCUUCUCAAAGCGCUUGGCUAGGUUUAAACGAUCAAAUAUGUCCGGUCAGUAUUUUAUUUUGGUGUCAACUAAAUUCUUUUGUUCUUUGUUAUAUCGCAGUGUUUUCACAGUAAGACAGCAGGAACACGCUCAAAAUCAGUCACACAAAUUAAAACCCAUAACCUAUAAAUAAUAAAGGUGUUAGAACGAGGCCGAGUCUUACCAAAGCCGGUCUUAUAGAGUUUGGUCCAGUUUUCUAGCACGUAAACAAUACAGGUUUUGUGGUGUCUGAGUUUUCGGAUUCUACACUCAUAAGCUUCUCGUUCUUCUGAUUUAUCAGCGGAGUUUCAGGUUUUUCUUCUAACUAGCAUAAUGAAGUUGAUCAUUAAUAAUGUACAAAGCAUGUUUCAGACACAACUCAUUUGCAUACGGCGACGCCCACACAAUCCAUAAAAGGUGAACGGCACAGACGUCUAGAUGCACAAAUAGAAGUCUGAGCAAAGGCUGAAGGGAAGAAAUAGAAGUUAUUUCGAUUCGCUGUCGUGCCAAAAAAAAAGGACAUUUAUUUACUUCCUCCGUUUAUAUCACAUUAUUUCUUUGGUCAUAUUUGAAUAGGUUUUCUUUAUCUUUAUAAUGUAUAGGCUUGUUAUUGUUGUUGUUAUCCUUUAAUUAAUGGCAAUAAUAUUAAACAGCUGUUUUUUUUUCCCCCAGAUGUUUCAGACCGUACUCUUAGACUCUGACCUUGUGAACUAGUGUAAAGGUGUUUUUGAUAGACUCUAAAACUCUUCUGUAAGUCACUGGAUUAACGUAAUAAAAAGAAGCGAUUUAGAACUCGACAGUAAUCCAUACACAAAUGGUUUAUAUAUUUUUUUAUUAUAGGUCUUCGUAGAUGCGGCCUUUAGACCAGAGUUUAGAAUAAACGUGUUUAUUUUCUGUUAAUUUCAGCCCAUAGUAAACACAGGAACUGAAUAAUGUUGGGAUUAUUUGAUCAGCUCUGUGAAUUGAUGUGUGGGAGGAGCCACAUGCACAUGCUGAUGACAUCAGACGGCAGCGAUUGGUUAAAAUGAAUGUCACACAAGGGUCAUGUUUUAUAACUAAUCAAUGGUGUUCACAGCAGGUCCAGGAUUUGUGUUGGACCGUCUCUCACUGCUCCUGAAGCAAUGUUCACGUUGCUGCUACUCAGUGUUGCUUUUUAGUUUUCAGUUAGGCUUCUGUUUUUUUUGUGUGUGUGUACUGUAAAAUUAACAAGAGAUGUCAUAUAUGGAAAGUUUAUUUGCCAGGAAAUUCGCAGCAUGUUGAUACAAUACUUUUUGUCAGGUGUGUGAGAUGUGUGUGAGGUGCGUGUGUGUGUGUGUGUAACAACUUAAGCUAACUAACGGAAGGUGGCCCUGACUUCACCCUUGAAUUGCUGAGCGAUCAGCUGAUCAAGUCGCCGGAGUCAGCAUCGCUCGGUCAGCUUUCUUCUCCCCUUUUUCUCUCUCUCUCUCUCAGCCCCUGUCUGUGAUCUGUCUCUAAAAAUGCUGCUGCCGUUGUAGGGAAUGUAGCCAAAAGAGAAAUAAAAAUUCCUAAAGCUAUUUUAA